This is a messenger RNA of Dama dama (fallow deer), 2504 nucleotides long. It is a transcript of the gene HNRNPM, whose product is annotated as heterogeneous nuclear ribonucleoprotein M. The record is from RefSeq and is a predicted model, not a curated record. The transcript is spliced from 16 exons. Gene Ontology annotation, molecular function: mRNA binding. NCBI's taxonomy places the organism in Eukaryota, Metazoa, Chordata, Mammalia, Artiodactyla, Cervidae. Gene Ontology annotation, biological process: alternative mRNA splicing, via spliceosome; regulation of mRNA stability involved in response to oxidative stress. Gene Ontology annotation, cellular component: post-mRNA release spliceosomal complex; nucleus; cytoplasm. The coding region runs from base 53 to 2245 and encodes 730 amino acids.
GGCGCAGCGCCGCGCAGCCCUCUCGCUCACACAAAGCCCAGACGCGGAGAAAAUGGCGGCAGGGGUCGAAGCGGCGGCCGAGGUGGCGGCGACGGAGCCCAAAAUGGAGGAGGAGAGCGGCGCGCCUGGCGUGCCAAGCGGCAACGGAGCUCCGGGCCCGAAAGGUGAAGGAGAACGACCUGCUCAGAAUGAGAAGAGGAAGGAGAAAAACAUAAAAAGAGGAGGCAAUCGCUUUGAGCCAUAUGCCAAUCCAACUAAAAGAUACAGAGCCUUCAUUACAAACAUACCUUUUGAUGUGAAAUGGCAGUCACUUAAAGACCUGGUUAAAGAAAAAGUUGGUGAGGUAACAUACGUGGAGCUCUUAAUGGACGCUGAAGGAAAGUCAAGGGGAUGUGCUGUUGUUGAAUUCAAGAUGGAAGAGAGCAUGAAAAAAGCUGCUGAAGUUCUAAACAAGCAUAGUCUGAGUGGAAGACCACUGAAAGUCAAAGAAGAUCCUGAUGGUGAACAUGCCAGGAGAGCAAUGCAAAAGGUGAUGGCUACGACUGGUGGGAUGGGUAUGGGACCAGGUGGCCCAGGAAUGAUUAAUAUCCCACCCAGUAUCCUAAAUAAUCCUAACAUCCCAAAUGAGAUUAUCCAUGCAUUACAGGCUGGAAGACUUGGAAGCACAGUAUUUGUAGCAAAUCUGGAUUAUAAAGUUGGCUGGAAGAAACUGAAGGAAGUUUUUAGUAUGGCUGGUGUGGUGGUCCGAGCAGACAUUCUUGAGGAUAAAGACGGAAAAAGUCGUGGAAUAGGCACUGUUACCUUUGAACAGUCCAUUGAAGCCGUGCAAGCUAUAUCUAUGUUUAAUGGCCAGCUGCUGUUUGACAGACCAAUGCACGUGAAAAUGGAUGAGAGGGCCUUACCAAAGGGAGAUUUUUUCCCUCCUGAGCGUCCACAACAACUUCCCCAUGGACUUGGUGGUAUUGGCAUGGGGUUAGGACCAGGAGGGCAGCCUAUUGAUGCCAACCAUUUGAAUAAAGGCAUUGGAAUGGGCAACCUGGGACCUGCAGGAAUGGGAAUGGAAGGCAUAGGAUUUGGAAUAAAUAAAAUGGGAGGCAUGGAAGGACCCUUUGGUGGUGGUAUGGAAAACAUGGGUCGAUUUGGAUCUGGGAUGAACAUGGGCAGAAUAAAUGAAAUCCUAAGUAAUGCCCUGAAGAGAGGAGAGAUCAUUGCAAAGCAGGGAGGAGGUGGAGGCGGAGGCAGUGUCCCUGGAAUUGAGAGGAUGGGCCCCGGCAUUGACCGCAUCGGGGGGGCCGGCAUGGAACGCAUGGGCGCAGGCCUGGGCCACGGCAUGGAUCGUGUGGGCUCCGAGAUUGAGCGCAUGGGCCUGGUCAUGGACCGCAUGGGCUCCGUCGAGCGCAUGGGCUCUGGCAUCGAGCGCAUGGGCCCCCUGGGCCUCGACCACAUGGCCUCCAGCAUCGAGCGCAUGGGCCAGACCAUGGAGCGCAUCGGCUCUGGCGUGGAGCGCAUGGGUGCCGGCAUGGGCUUUGGCCUCGAGCGAAUGGCCGCGCCCAUUGACCGUGUGGGCCAGACCAUCGAGCGCAUGGGCUCUGGUGUGGAGCGCAUGGGCCCUGCCAUCGAGCGCAUGGGCCUGGGCAUGGAGCGCAUGGUGCCCGCAGGCAUGGGGGCAGGCCUGGAGCGCAUGGGCCCCGUGAUGGAUCGCAUGGCCACCGGCCUGGAGCGCAUGGGCGCCAACAACCUGGAGCGCAUGGGCCUGGAGCGUAUGGGCGCCAACAGUCUCGAGCGUAUGGGCCUGGAGCGCAUGGGCGCCAACAGCCUAGAGCGCAUGGGUCCUGCCAUGGGCCCGGCCCUGGGCGCUGGCAUUGAGCGCAUGGGCCUGGCCAUGGGUGGCGGUGGCGGUGCCAGCUUUGACCGUGCCAUCGAGAUGGAGCGUGGCAACUUUGGAGGAAGUUUCGCGGGUUCCUUUGGUGGAGCUGGAGGCCAUGCCCCUGGGGUGGCCAGGAAGGCCUGCCAGAUAUUUGUGAGAAAUCUCCCAUUUGAUUUUACAUGGAAGAUGCUAAAAGACAAGUUCAACGAAUGCGGCCACGUGCUGUAUGCCGACAUCAAGAUGGAGAAUGGGAAGUCCAAGGGGUGCGGUGUGGUUAAGUUUGAGUCGCCAGAGGUGGCUGAGAGAGCCUGCCGGAUGAUGAAUGGGAUGAAGCUGAGUGGCCGAGAGAUUGAUGUUCGAAUCGAUAGAAAUGCUUAAGCAGUUGCCUUUUUUAAACAUCGAUACCAGACCUCUGAAUUUGUAUUUUUUCUUGUUAACCAUUUUAAUUUGUUGGCUGGAUGUAUAAAGAUGUUUAAAAAAUUCAGUUGCUUUUUGGGGUAAUUUGAAUUACUUUUUUAAUGACUGGGGUUCCAUUUGACUGUUUGCAUUGAGAUUGCAAUGUGCGCAAUUUUUUUUGUAGUUGUGGCAUCUUGUUGACAUCGAAUAUGACUUUGAUAAUAAAUACCAGUUCCUGAAA